AUGGUCAGAACGCUUCCCUUCGCGGACAUCGAGGUGCCGGUCCCUGGGUUCGGUGCCAUGGGUCUCAACUUUGCCAUGGGCGCGAACCUGAGCCCUGAGGAAGCCGAGCCAGUCCUGCUGAAGGCCAUCGAACUGGGAUGCACAUUCUGGGACACAGCUGUUGUCUACAGAGCCGGCAUUAACGAAAAGCUACUUGGCAACUUCAUCAGGAAGCAUAACGUUCGCGAUAAAGUCUUCGUUGCCUCCAAAUGCGGGUUUGACGUCUUCGGCGGGUCUGGACGCGUUACCAACUCGGCGUCUCACAUAAAAGAGUAUAUUGAAGGCACGAUCGAGAGGCUUGGGUUCGCUCCGGACCUAUAUUACCUGCACCGCAUAGAUCCUGCUACCCCCCUCGAAGAGUCGAUUGCUGCUCUCGAUGAAAUCAGAAAGGCUGGCAAGACCAAGUACAUUGGACUUUCGGAAUGCUCAGCAAAGACACUCCGUAAAGCGAACUUGAUUGCCAAGAUAGACGCCGUCCAAGCGGAAUACUCCCCUUUUGAAACAGUCCACGAGACGAACGGCUUGAUCGAUGCCUGCAAAGAGCUCCACGUUGCCUUUGUAGCAUUCAGUCCCCUAGGCCACGGUUUCCUUGUCGACGACUUCCAGUAUAAAUCCCCCGAAGACUUUGCGCCGGAUGACUUCCGCCGCGUCUCUCCUAAAUUCCAGGGCGAAAACUUUUUCAAGAACAAGGCCAUCGUGGAAGAGAUCAAGGAGCUUGCGGUUCGGAAAGGGUGCACUUUAGCUCAGAUUGCUCUUGCCUGGGUGGCAGCUCAGGGCUUGAUCUCCAUUCCGGGAACGACCAAGGUCAAGCGUCUGGAGGAAAACUGGGCAUCCAGGGACAUCGAACUCACGGAGGACGACAAAGUGGCUCUGCGUAGCAUUAUCGACAAUGCCAAGCUUCAUGGUAAAAGGUUCGACGCUGAUCACGAGGCGACGGUUGGAAAUUAG
This is a messenger RNA of Verticillium nonalfalfae, 987 nucleotides long. RefSeq lists its product as uncharacterized. NCBI's taxonomy places the organism in Eukaryota, Fungi, Ascomycota, Sordariomycetes, Glomerellales, Plectosphaerellaceae. Gene Ontology annotation, cellular component: cytoplasm. The coding region runs from base 1 to 987 and encodes 328 amino acids. The record is from RefSeq and is a predicted model, not a curated record. The transcript is spliced from 6 exons.